GAAGCACUGAAGGUGUCAGUUGGGCUCCCGACGGUUCUACUUUUUAGCUCCCACAGCCAAACACAACUCUCAGCGAUUUUGACGCAAAUUUUGAACGUAAGGAAAAUUCGAGAAUCUAGAAGAAAAAUUUGCCAUUUUGCAUUCAGUUUUAAGUGACCUACUUUCAAAAUUGACUUUUGACAAAAGCGCGGGGCAUCUAUAUCGAGCAACAGGAUGCUGGGACUGCCAUUGCUGACUCUAGCGGUCCUCGCCAGCUGCGGCUACACCGUGGACGCCUACUCGAAGUACGGCCGUGGAUGCGGGGACAUUGGCUGCCUGCCCACCGAGGAGUGCGUCAUCACCAGCGACUCGUGCAGCUACAACCAGCGGGAUGGCAAGGAUUGCGGCAACUAUCCCACCUGCAAGCGGCGCUCCGGCGGAGGAUCGUCCGCCUCAAACAGCAGCCCUAACUUGGCGGCCAAUCCCUCGGCCAAUCCGUCAGGAUCGAGUCUGGGCCAGGGACCCGAGAACAACAUCUUUGCACCCGCCUCAUCGAAUCCCACGCUUAACACCUACACCUACAACAACCAUCAGCAACAGGGCGGCGAUGGCGGAGGCGGAGGCGAUGGCUACAACGGCAACGGCCAUGGGAACGGAAAUGGGAAUGGGAACGGAAAUGGUAACGCCGGAAACGGGGAUCGCGACAAAGGCGGCAAUGGCAACGGUAACGGCAAUGGGAACGCGGGGGCAGCGGGCUCCUCCUCGUCGGGCGUCAUCGAUCCGCACUACGUGUUCGGGGCCAAGCACCACAUGCCCGUCAUACCGAACAUGCCCAUCUUCCCGUACAACUCGCCCACGUCGGCGCCCUCGUUCCAGCAGUUCCCCCAACCCAACCAUCCAGGCAGCGUCCUCAAUCCCGGCUAUCCCAUGCACGGCCUGCAGCCGGUGAACCCGUACAAUCCGCCCUUCGUCUUUGGCCAGUUGCCAUUUUACGGCGGCGGCGGGCCGACCGGCACCGGUGGUCCGCCCGGCGGCGUUGGAGGCGGCGGCGGUAACGGCGGCGUCGGCGGCGGCGUCGGCCUGCCCAGCUCCACGCUGGGCAUCCUCGGCGGCGGCGGCGGCGGCCUGGCGCCCUACGGCAGCAACUUCCAGGGCUUUCAGAGCCAGCACUCCAACGCGAACAUGUACAACAAGCCGCCGCCGCAGUACCAGAACCAGAAUCAACAGAACCCCUACAACCGGCGCACCCAGGCCCAUCCCUCGGCAGCUGGCAGCUUGGGCGGCAUCGGUAUGGGGAUCGGGAGACCUGCGAUCCUAGUCGCAUGCCUCGUCCUGGCCCUCCUGCCCCACACGUAAUAAGCUGAGGCGGCAGCAGGAGCGGCACGGGCCACAACACGACGACCCCUGGCAAAUUGUCCCCCUGAAAAUAUGCUUUAAGUUCAAAGCAACCAUCACGGAAUGAACCCAUUUUCACUUUCUACUAACAACAAAUCAAAAGAGGUGCUCUCAUUUGAGAAAAAAUAUUAAAAUUGGUUUAGUUUUUGAUCGUACUACUUAUAUAUGUAUUAAAUAUAUAAAAUAAAAUAAGACCAUAAAUGCAUGGCAGUUAUCUGGAAAAGUAAUUCUUAGGCUAAAUAUUAAGUGAAAAUGGGAGCUCGCCUGAAAGUUGUAAAUUCAUUUUUUUGUUUUUAUUAGUUUCUAUAUUCUUCUGAUUUUUGUUCCCAUUUUUUACGAACAUUUUUAUUUGUCGUAGGCUUAAGAAAAAUGUAAAAACAGUAACAGCGGCAGUGGACAUAGCAAUUGUAUAUUUUAAGAUUUUAAAGUUAGCCAGCCAGCUAGUUAUGCGGGAAUUACUUAUUUCGAUGGUGAAAUAUAAAGUCACAAACACAAGUACUUUUAAUCGUUUGAGCUUAUGAAGUCAAUGUUUUUAUAAAGAGUUAAUUUUCAACUUGUUUACACAACUUGUAAGCAAUUUGUAGCCCUAUUUGCAGCUUUUGCAUAAUGACCAACACUUCGUAUACAGCAAGGAUAUCUCUAAAGAUAUGAUUUUAAAAUAUGAACUUUCUAUUUGUCGGCCAGCUUUGUUGUCUAGCCUUGCAUACUCAAUUUUCAGUAUACGUUUUAAUGGUUGACAGGAUAAAAGAGACAAUUAUUUUAAUAACUUUUGGUAGUCCACAAAUUUGUGUUCUUGCAAUCAUAUAAGUAAAAUAUGAAAUCUCCUAACAUAAUGAUUGCUUUUCGUAGCUUUCCACAACAAUUUAAGGUUUGUGUUUUAAUUACACAAGGCUUUGCCGUCUCUCGUUUCACGUGUUUGCGCAUUUUUUUUGUUUUGCUCGACCGCCUUUGCUGUCUGGCCCACACUGCGAAUACGUAAUUUCAAUUUAAUAUUGUGCAGGAGAGCGCCGGCGAGAGCUUGUGAGUGUGUUGUAGUGAAUGGGUGUGCGAACGGGUUCAUUUGUGUGUGCUUUUGGACUAUCAGUCAAGGGGAACUGCUCGCCGGCCCCUGGGAGUGUUCUUUUUUGCAGCUCAAUUAAAUUGGAAUUUAAUUUCGGGCUUAGACAGCCAGCCUCUGGUCAAAGGGGGCAAAGACUAACCGCCACACAUGGCUACAAAUAUACAACACAGAUACACAAACACACACACGCACAGAUACAUGCAUGGCUGGUUGGGCAACUUUGAUGUUAAUUUCAUUUUUGUUGAUGUUUCGAAUUUGCGGUCAGACGCCGGCGGAUCCAGGGCUUUUGAUGCUGCUGCUACUGCUGCUGCUACUGCUACUGCUACUGCUGCUGCUGCUGCAACUGCUGUUGCAGUCAGAUACAGAUACAGAUACUUAGAUGGAUAGAGUUGUAGAUACAAGAUACGCAUGUCAAUCAAAAUGCAUAAUGAGCUACAUUCGAGGGCGGUGCACCAAGUGCGCUGCGGUCAAAUCAGAUUCGUUUUUUUUUUUUUUGUACGACUACGAAUAUGAAUAAAUAAUCACUGAAGCAAGUUAAAUGGCAUUUUAAAAACAAAAAAACAAAAGAAUUAAGCUAGCCUAAGGUGUUCAAAACUAAUCUAAAGUAAAAACUGAAAACUAAGCUGUAAGUGCUGCAAACUCCCAAAA
This is a messenger RNA of Drosophila gunungcola (fruit fly), 3082 nucleotides long. RefSeq lists its product as uncharacterized. Lineage: Eukaryota; Metazoa; Arthropoda; Insecta; Diptera; Drosophilidae. The transcript is spliced from 5 exons. The record is from RefSeq and is a predicted model, not a curated record. The coding region runs from base 214 to 1335 and encodes 373 amino acids.